AUGGAGAACAGAACAGAAGUGACACAGUUCAUCCUCCUAGGACUAACCAAUGCCUCAGAACUACAAGUCCCUCUCUUUAUUAUGUUUGCUCUCAUCUACCUCAUAAAUGUUGUUGGAAACUUUGGGAUGAUCAUACUGAUUCUCUGGGACUCUCGCCUCCACAAUCCCAUGUACUUUUUCCUCAGUAACCUGUCUCUUGUAGACAUUUGCUACUCUUCAGCUGUCACUCCCAAGGUCAUGAGUGGGCUCCUUGUAGGAGACAAGGUCAUCUCUUACAAUGCAUGUGCUGCUCAAGCAUUCUUUUUUGGAGGCUUUGCCAGUGUGGAAAAUUUACUCUUAGCCUCAAUGGCUUAUGACCGCUAUGCGGCAGUGUGCAAACCCCUACAUUACACCACCACCAUGACUACUCAUGCGUGUGGAUGUCUGGCUAUAGGCUGCUAUGUCGGUGGUUUCCUAAAUGCCUCCAUUCACACUGGGGAAACAUUCAGUCUCUCUUUCUGUAUGUCCAAUGUGGUCCAUCACUUUUUCUGUGAUGUCCCAGCAGUCAUGGCUCUGUCUUGCUCUGAUAGACAUGUUAAUGAGCUGAUUCUUGUUUAUGUAGCCAGCAUCAAUAUCUUUUUUGCCCUCCUACUUAUUUUGAUAUCCUACCUAUUCAUAUUUAUUACCAUCCUAAAGAUGCGCUCAUCUGCAGGAUAUCAGAAGGCUCUGUCCACCUGUGCCUCCCACCUCACUGCAGUCCUCAUUUUCUAUGGGACUAUUAUCUUCAUGUACAUACGACCAAGCUCCAGUCACUCCAUGGACACAGACAAAAUUGUAGCUGUGUUUUAUACUAUGAUCAUCCCCAUGCUGAACCCUGUAGUCUAUAGCCUGAGGAACAAGGAAGUCAAGAGUGCACUCAAUAAGGUUGUUGACAAGGCAAAAUUGUCCCUAGGUUUGCAAGUUUAA
This is a messenger RNA of Galeopterus variegatus (Sunda flying lemur), 945 nucleotides long. RefSeq names its product olfactory receptor 5B3-like. The record is from RefSeq and is a predicted model, not a curated record. NCBI's taxonomy places the organism in Eukaryota, Metazoa, Chordata, Mammalia, Dermoptera, Cynocephalidae. The transcript has a single exon. Gene Ontology annotation, cellular component: membrane. Gene Ontology annotation, molecular function: olfactory receptor activity; G protein-coupled receptor activity; odorant binding. The coding region runs from base 1 to 945 and encodes 314 amino acids. Gene Ontology annotation, biological process: sensory perception of smell; G protein-coupled receptor signaling pathway.